Penicillium malachiteum is the source of this 1866-nucleotide messenger RNA. Its product is annotated as transcription factor TFIIIB subunit BDP1. Gene Ontology annotation, cellular component: transcription factor TFIIIB complex. Bases 1 to 1866 code for a protein of 621 amino acids. Gene Ontology annotation, biological process: RNA polymerase III preinitiation complex assembly. Gene Ontology annotation, molecular function: TFIIIC-class transcription factor complex binding. Lineage: Eukaryota; Fungi; Ascomycota; Eurotiomycetes; Eurotiales; Aspergillaceae. The record is from RefSeq and is a predicted model, not a curated record. The transcript has 2 exons.
AUGAAGUCAUUUUCUAGUUCGGCGAUCAAUAAAUCGGGCAAGAAGUUUGCGCCGAAGGUGCCUGCCCGCCGGGCCGCGCCUGCUGCAGCACCAGCGCGUCGGCCAAGUGCAGCUCAACAGACACAGGCAAAAGCUGUACAGGCCCAGGCGACCCAGGCGACCCAGGCAACUCAGUCAGAGAGGGAUGAAGCGGAGGCUACGCCUGUCACCGUACAAUCUGCUUCCCCAGCCAUACCUGAGCCAUCUGCAGUUGAAGAGACACCAGUCCCACCGGCACCAGUUGCACCAGCAUCAGUUGCACCAGCAGUCCCAGCUCAGACUCAGGAAACGACAGAUAUAGCACCAACCUCAACCCCAACCCCAACUACUAUACCUACACCCACUACCAUACCUAUUCCGUUCCCGAAGCGGAAAGCACCCGCCCCAACCCCGACCCCCGAACCAGUCCCGACUCCUCCAGCAACAAUCACCCCUACAACCAGAAUUGAAGGUUCCGCCUCUCCUCGCACUCUACCUGCUGAACCAAGCAUCCUCCCCUCGAUUGAACAUGAUGUGGAACAAAUUGUCGCAAGUGAACUCACACUUGAAGCUGUGCAGUCCGCAUCGAACCUCAGCUCCAUCACUGAGCCUCCUCCAGUCUCGGUUUCGACUUCCGAGGCACCAGAAACACCUCCAGUUCCAAUUAACUUGAAGGGGGCCAGAAAGACUUCCGAAAUCACAAAGGUCACCAAGCCCAGAGCUAAGCCACGGCCCAAGGGUCCUCUUGCAACUCCCCCAGCCACGCAACCCCGAGCACCUACAGUCGGACGCACCAGUGAGACACCAACAACCUCCGUAGCGCCAUCUGUUGCUCUAUCCACUCCAGAGGCCAGUCAAGCUUCUACCACUACUACAAGGAAACGAAAGGCAUCGAAGGCAGCGGCUUCAGAUGCCGACGGAACUCAGAAACCUAAAAAGACCCGUCGCCGCCAACGUGAAGUUACACCUGAAGAUGCGGAGACCGUCGAGAUUUUGCCCAACGUCAUCAAGAUGUCCGAGCUCUGUAAAGAUCUCAAGACUGGCCGAAAGUCAAAGCGUGAGGUUGAGCUGCGUCGGCUGGAUGUGGAGGAGCAGGAGCGAAAGCAGAAAGCGCAAGAAGCAGGAACCCCUGCAGAGACGCCCAAGAAAUCUGAUGGAGAUAAGAACAAAUCAGAUGAAGAUCGCCUGGAUGAAGGUGCAGCUCAAGCUGGCCCUGUCAUGCGCAUCGUUAACGGUGAGAUUGUGCUUGAUGCGACCUCGCUGGAGGUGGAUCGUCACGCGGAUGCGCAGCGGGAUGUGGGCGACAUGAUCACUGUGGAGGAGAACCAACUUACCCGACGAGUCAAUCAAUCUACUUAUGGCAAGCGAUCUAAGACCGAGACGUGGGACGAGGAGAACUCUGAUUUGUUCUAUCGUGGUCUUCGCAUGUUCGGAACGGACUUCCAGAUGAUCAGCAAGCUGUUCCCGGGGCGUUCUCGUCGGCAAAUCAAGCUCAAGUUCAACAAUGAAGAGCGAAAGGAUCCGCAGCGCAUCACAGCAACCUUGCUAGGUCCUCGCGAGAUCAUCGAUAUCGCAACUUACGAGGAGAUGACCAAUCAAACAUACGAUGAUCCCACUGAGAUUCAACGGGAACUCGAUGCAGAAAGAGAAGAAAUUGAGAAGCAGCAUGAGAAGGAGAAAAAGCUGCAAGAAGACAUGCUGCGAAAUCCCACCGGUGCUGGCACAGAUGGGAACGCCGUCGAUGAUAAGACCAACCUUGCGCCUACCAAGAAAAAGCGUAUGACCAAAAAGCAGAUGGCCAGCGCUGCUGGUGGCACGGAGGAGGUUAUUGGUACCAUUGAUGAUUAG